AUGGUUUUCUCAAAGUUGGCCCUCAUGGGCACAUUCGCUGCAUCAGCAGCAGCAUACUCUGCAACUGAAAGAACAUUCGCAGUUAACCAUUUCUAUGGAACAGCUCCUCUUCUUACGGCUCGUUUGGAUCCAAUCAUCAGCCCAGGAGAAGUAUCUGGACACGUUCAUGCGAUUCAAGGAGGAAGUGCUUUUGCCAUGAGUAUGGGAGAUAUGACGGCCUUGGAUCAAUCCAACUGCACUUCAUCACUUGUCAAGAAUGACAAGAGCAAUUAUUGGACCCCCUCGUUGUAUUUCGUGGACCCAAAUGACCCUUCCAAUAUCACAGCCGUACCUAUGUUCUACAUGAAUGUCUAUUAUUUCUUUGAACCUACCACCGAUAAGAUCACUGCUUUUAAACCAGGUCAUCGAAUGGUGAUUGGUGACCCAACCCUUCGAUCUCCUCCAGCUGGUGGUGGAGGAUCCGUCGUUGACUACUCAGCCGGAACUCCCCAACCAAUUCAAGUCACCUGUCCUCGCACCAAUUAUGACACCCCAUCAUACCCCGCCGACUCAGACGGAUUGCAUGGUGUAGGAAUUCAAGACCCACAGAACAAAGGAGCAGGUGCUGGAUUCCCGGAUAUAAAUUGUGAUGCAUUCGCUGCACCCAUGCGUCUUGAUGUCCACUUUCCCUCAUGCUACAAUCCGGCCGCUGGAUUGUCCGACUACAAAACCAACAUGGAUUGGCCUACAAAAGGCAAUUGUCCAAAAGGUUGGGUUCAUACUCCUCACAUCUUCUAUGAGGUUUACUACGAUACCCUAGCAUUUGCAAGUCAAUGGACACCAGGACAAGGAAAGCAACCUUUCGUUCUUUCCAACGGAGAUCCCACUGGUUACAGCCUCCACGCUGAUUUCAUCUCAGGUUGGGAUGUUGAGACUCUUCAACAAAUCAUCGAUAACUGCAAUGCAGGUGAUUCCGGAAUGGACAAAUGUCCAGGUCUCAUCGGUGGUUUGAAUGAUGCAUCUUCAUCAUGCACCAUUCCAUCACCAAUCGACGAAGUUGUCACCGGAUCCAUGUCAAAAUUACCGGGUAACAACCCUAUGGGACAAUGGGGUGGAAAAUCUUCCGGGGCUGCUAGUGUAGCUUCCUCAGUUGUUGGAAAUGCUACUUCAGCUGUCUCUUCGAUUAUCUCUUCAGCUGUCAAAUCAGCCACUGCAUCGGUUACCGCAUCGGUGUCCAACAUCGUCUCAUCUGCGUUAUCGAUCGCUACAUCUGCAGCAUCAAUAUCCCUCCCUAGUGACUCUACAUCCAGCGUCGCUACCUCCACCCACCAAUCAUCAGCUACCUCAGCCUCCAACAAGUAUCUCCAAUCCAACACCGAAAGCGUAGCCGCAGCUGUCACCCACGCCGCCGCCGUAGCAGCAUCAGGCGAUGACAACGACGUCAUAUCCUCCAGCGUCAUCACAUCUGGCGGCCAAGUAAUCACAACAAUCGUCACCGUACACGCCUCAACCCUAAUCUACAAAACCGUCUCCGUAACCGCAGACCAACCAUCCGCAUCCGCCACAGGCUCCAAGACCCCAACCACCAGCACCAGUGCAGCCGCCAUCUCCGGCUACACCUACGCCGGCUGCUACGCCGACCAAGAACCCACUCGCGCGCUCUCCGGCAUCAAAUUUGCCAAUAUCGGCCUAGGCGCCGUAUCAAACACUGCUUGCGUAUCCUAUUGUUCGACACAGGGAUAUAGUGUGGCGGGUACAGAAUAUGGAGGUCAGUGUUUCUGUGGUGAUAGUGUGCCGAGUAAGGUGUUGGAUAAGAGUUUGUGUGCGAUGGCUUGUGAUGGGGAUGAGGGGGAGACUUGUGGGGGUGGGUUGGCGUUGAGUGUUUAUGUUAAGGGGGAGGGGAAGGAGAGUAAGAGUGGGAAGGAGGAGAAGAGGGUGUCGAGACAUUUGCAUAAACAUGCUAAGAGACAUUAG
This is a messenger RNA of Sclerotinia borealis F-4128, 1953 nucleotides long. NCBI's taxonomy places the organism in Eukaryota, Fungi, Ascomycota, Leotiomycetes, Helotiales, Sclerotiniaceae. The record is from the annotation of a GenBank genome assembly.